UGCAAAAAUGUUGUCAGUAUUCUACUUUAUUUGAGAGUCUAGUACUUUAUUCAUUCUGUAGACGUCCUCAACAACAUCAAAAAAUGGAAAAGAAGUAGUUUAAAUGAAGGCAACAAAUAAUGGUGCAUGCUCUGCAUCAAAAGUCUAGUAGGGCAGACUAAAACGAUUAUGACAGAAAGUAGUGAAGAAAUGAAAACAUGACAGAAAAAAGUCAGGUAAGAGCAAAACAUGACUCGUUUUCAAGAUACAAGCUGCAAGCUCAGUGGAGCUACACAAAGCAUCAUUUAAAAAAGAGUGGAUGAUGGUAGCAACAUAUAUAUCCAAAUAUAUCAAACAUGUAUACGCAGGACACGUACAAACACACAUUCGUAGACAAAUGUGACAAUGUUGAGUACUAUAUAGCUUAAUUGUAUAGCUCAGUGUUUGAUUCGUUGAAGAAGAUUGUUUCUUGGAUUUACCAGUUUUAAAUGUUUUUGUAUGCAUUUGCAGGCAUCCGUCCACAGCCUCAUUUUCCCAUUUCUGCACAUGGGGUGGGGGUGUCAUUUCAAAACUGACAAUCAUAGAGCCAAGGGUUUACACCGUCGGGUAGCUAGCCCUGCAGGUGAUGUAUACGCACGCAUAUAUUUAAUGUUUUCUUUUAGGCGAGAAUGGCAUGAAAUAUAUCUCUAUAGUUUAGGACACAUUAGAACAAAGGAUAAAUAAGCAUACGAACAUAAUAAGUACGUAAGCUGGUUUUAAGUUCCUGCGCAAAAUACAGACACAGUGUACAAAUCUAUCUACUGUAAAAUUUCCCUACACAAUUACACACUGAAAAGUCUGUCACACAGUUGGUGUUUAGAAUUUUUUAACUGAUAUCCACAGCAAUUAAAAACGCAUACUAUUAAAUAAUCAAAAAAAUACUUUCUAUAAGUAGAAAUUAACAGUUUUUAGCCAUCCUCUGUGAUUCCUAGUUGAAGUCGUUAGUAAACAUUUGGUAAGUGUUCCACAUUUGGGGGAUGAAAGGUCGAGAUGUGUGUGUAUCCUUUAUAGUCAAUAAAUCAGUAAGUUUUCUAAACUGUAUCCUUUGUAUUUAAAAGAGAAACAAAUCCUUCACAGCUCGCAAGUGUAUAGCAGUACUGCACGCCCAGUUGUUUGCUUCAUUUCAUUAAUUAAAAAGUCACAAUGACAUAUCAUUGGAGAAGAGAGGACACCUAUGGCAUAAUUAAGCAUAUUCUCCACCUACGAGAGACUUUCCCUCCUUCGCGCUCACUUCAGAAAGGUUGUUUGAACUUUGAUACCGUUCAAGAUUGACGUAGCUGCAGGAUAUUUCCCUUCCUUAUGCGACAUGAUAGGACGAUCAACAGGUCAGAGAAACCUUGCAGUCGUGGGCCCACUUGCAACACCAUUGCAGAAACACAAUAAGUGCAGGUCAUUUUUAGAGAAAACAAAUAGCAUCAUCAGUACUGUUUAACUACAAAUCCCAUGCUCCAGUGCGGUGCCCGCAGGAAGGACGUCUGCACAGUAAUAUACUCUGUGUUCCAAGUUUGGAGCGUUCGGCUGCCAGCCCUGGCCCAUCAUGUAGGUGCAGUUGAGCCUUUCAACCAUUGCAAUUGCAAAAUCUGAGUUUCUGGCGUGUUUUGCAAGGUGUGCAAUUUCACGCGUGCUGACUGAAAGGUGGUCUGCUGCAAGAGGCAAGAAAAAGAAGACUUGCAUGAGGAUUGUGGACCUUUCCUUUGCAUAUUUAUUGCAAAACUAGCUACAGAACAGAAAAGGCAAAGUCUUUUGUGCGCCCCUCCCCCAUCAAAGCUAAGGGGAAAAUGUCUGUACCAAGAGGAGGCAAGAAAAAGAAGACAAACCUGAAACUUUCCAAGGAAGUCUUUGAUCAGCCACAACAAAGCCCUACCAGCCCACCAAGAGAUUUGGACUCCAAGGCCUGUAUCAACAUCGGUGGUCAGAAUUUUGAAGUGAAAGCAGAUGACCUAGAACCCAUUACAGAACUUGGUCGAGGUGCUUACGGAGUGGUGGAAAAAAUGAAGCAUACCCCCAGCGGGCAGAUCAUGGCGGUGAAACGAAUAAGAGCAACUGUGAACAGUCAAGAACAGAAGAGGUUACUUAUGGAUCUGGACAUCUCCAUGAGAACUGUCGACUGUCCGUUUACUGUUACUUUCUAUGGAGCAUUAUUUAGAGAGGGAGAUGUCUGGAUCUGUAUGGAACUAAUGGACACAUCACUGGACAAGUUCUAUAAGCAUGUGAUAGACAGAGGAAUGACCAUCCCUGAAGAUAUCUUAGGAAAAAUAGCUGUUUCUAUUGUAAAAGCUUUAGAGCACCUAUACAGAAAAUUGUCGGUUAUCCAUAGAGAUGUGAAACCAUCAAAUGUAUUGAUAAAUGUGCAGGGUCAAGUUAAGAUGUGUGAUUUUGGCAUCAGUGGGUACUUAGUGGACUCUGUUGCAAAAACGAUGGAUGCUGGAUGCAAACCUUAUAUGGCGCCUGAAAGGAUAAAUCCUGAUAUGAACCAAAAAGGCUACAGUGUAAAGUCAGAUAUCUGGAGUUUGGGAAUCACAAUGAUCGAGUUAGCGAUCCUGAGGUUUCCAUAUGAUUCCUGGGGGACGCCUUUUCAGCAGCUUAAGCAGGUAGUAGAGGAGCCAUCACCCCAACUUCCGGCAGACAGGUUCUCACCAGAAUUUGUUGAUUUUACCUCACAGUGUUUGAGGAAGAAUCACAAAGAACGGCCAACCUAUGCAGAGCUUAUGGAGCUUCCAUUUUUUACCUUGCAUGAAUCCAAAGAGACUGAUGUGGCAGCAUAUGUAAAACUUAUCUUGGGGGACUGAAAGGAAUUUGUCGGUCUGCUGUCUCUCCUAGUUUGACAAUGAAUCUGAAGGAAAGGGCGGAGCUCCUUCACUGAAGCACCAAUAAUGACUCAAUGAUGAGAUGACGAGACAGGGCCAUGCAUUCACCCUGUCCUUUAGAAAUGCUUAACGGGUUCUUUGGAAGCCUUAGAACACAGGGAAAAAAGAAGCAUCUAGCUGCAUGAAAUCUAGCUAUAAGGUUUAUAUUCUAAAUUAAAAACAGUAGUAUUUAAAGAAUGAUUAACCCUUUCCAAAGGCCUCUUAUCCCUCUGGCAUUAUUUUCAUUAUGCUAACUAGGUGCUGAGAGAGUGAUGAAGUUUUGUGUAGAUUUUUGUUUGUUUUUCAAUAAUUUUAAUAUUUAUAUUGAGCUUAAUUGAAUAGGAUUUGUUUUAUAUGACAAAGAAAGUGUGACAAGUGCGGCUGUGGCAACAGUAUUUAUAGGGCUUUGCUGGUGAAUGGGUUUAUCUUAAUAAAAUGUAUUUAAAUGUGCAUCAUUAAGAAUGUUAAUACAGAUCUCUGUGAUGUGCAAACGUCAGCCUCUGCUGUUUGGGUGAGGCUACAGGAGUAUUGUAAUUAGCUUAUGAAGCUGGGGUUUUACUAAUAAGGCUUUUUUGUCAGUGCAUUUUCUGCAUUCACAAAGCUUGACACUACCACUGGUUUUAUGUUUUAUUAAAAACUUGACAUGUGGGUUGGGAAUGUCAGAGGAUUCUCGCUUCAUCUUUGCCAUUGCCACAUAUUUUUCAUGUUUCCCCUACUUAUUAUGCUUUUUACAGUGCUGACAAUUCAGCUCACCCUUUUUGUCCUUUUUUUAGUCCAGUUCAGUUAUCCCAUGGUCACCAGAACUCUCCUUCUGUUACCCCAGAGUUUGUACAUUAUGUUUGCCCCCUGUAGUGGGACUGGAAGAGAAUCUCACUUUUAAAACAGGAAACAUGUUGCUUGCUUUCAUGUCAGUAGGCCCAAUCAGCUUGCAGGAGUGAGGUGAAAAAAGAAAUAAAAAAUUGUGUAGCUGAGGACAUUUCUGUACUUCAUCCUAACAAUGGAAAUCUGUGGCAAGGUGCUUGUGAUCGCUCAGCCCCUGUACAACAGUGUCAACCAAUAUUCGCCCACAGUCUGAGUCUGGCACUGACUUGCUUCUAGUUUUCUAGGUGGUGGUGGUUUACUACUAGAGGAACUUUCCCCUCCCGAAGACAUGAAGACACUCAUCGGAUUAAUUUGCUUUUAGUUGACUAAUAGUUAAUUAAGUCAAGUUUUGCCUCUGUCAUCUUUGUUGGAGCCAAUAGCUGUGGUGAAAUUCAGUAGCUAUAUCAUCUCCACCCACAUAUAAGCUACAUAUUUGACAGCUGUAAUCACGGGCAGUUUUAUUAUAAAAAGAAAAAAAAAAUCUGAAUUAAUUUUACUUAACUUGAUCAAUUUCAAGUUCAAAUAUGCUUACUUAUUGCAUUUGUUGCAAUAAUCCAAAGUGGAAAAUUGUGUUGUUAGUUUUUACCAUUAUUUUAGAUCUUUCUGUAUUUCAGUGUACUGCCAAGAGUGACUAAACAUUGUUUCAGUUAUCAGUAAAGUGAGCUCAUGUUAUGUAAAACACUUUAUAAGACUUACCUCAUUUGUUUUCUGUUGUUGAACCUGUAUCUCCUUCACCUGUUUCAACUGUAUUUUUUCAGGUUGCUUUUUUAGAUGUUUGUAUAUGCUUUAGUGUUUUGUUUGUACUUUGUCUUUUGUCCUUGUGGUGCACUUGGCCUUCAGUAUAGCAUGUUCUCCUGCGAGACAUGGUGAAAUCUUAGCAGCAGCAGUUCUUCAAGUCAUCACCCAAUGUAUACUUCAACUGAUUUUCCUUGUCUUUAAAGGAUGGAUGUGUGCUUCUGUAUGUAUGUAUGUAUGUAUGUAUGUGUGUGUGUGGGGAGGUUCAACAAAGUAUGCCAAGGCUGCCAGGAAUGUUGGUCAGCAGUACUGGUUCGAGGUGGUUAGAUGUUUCAUGAUUUUUUUUUUUGUUUAUGCUUUAAUACUUUCUUGCCUUAUAGCCAGAUGUUACUUGUGACGUAUUCUCAUGUGUGCAUUGACUCAAAACAUGUACAUUCACUUGCAUUUUCACUGCUUGGAUUCCCUGUUUGAUGGUAGUGUACUCUACUACACCGUGCCUUUGACCUGACGCUACUGGGCAGCCUCAUUUAAAUAGUUUUCAGUAAUGCUCUUUUUUUUGGACAUCUCUUGAGUUUUUUGGACAUCUCUGAGCACCCAUUUUCAGUAUUUGUGAUAGUGAACUUUGCUGAAGGACUGAUUCAGUUUGUAUUUUGAAAGCCAUUCUGUUACCAUUUAGAAUGGCACAGACUUAAACAAAGUCAGGGUACCUUAACUUUGGCCAUUGUGGGAUAGUGUGAAUGUCUUUUGUGCUCCAUUUCCAAGAACUGCUUGUAAUAAUCAGGGGAUUUAUUAAAAAAAGAAAAGCAAGAAGGCAUAUACCCUUUGACUUGGUUAGAAUCAGGGAGCAUGCUGAGCUAAUUUUAACAUAUUUAAAAGAUCCUGUGCACCACGCGAGGAAACAGUUACCUCUUAUUUGUUGUCCUUUUGUUGAAAAGAGUGAGAUCUGUCCAGUACGUUUUUAUGCUGCUUGGUGCUUAACCAUCUGUAGGAGAAAGCUGAGGCUGCUAUGAUGUUGAAACUCUCCUGAUAUACUGAGUGGGGAAAAUGUGAGAUAAGCAGGAAUACCCAUGCAUUUUCAAAUGAAAGUAUGGUUAACUGUGUUUAUUUUGUUUUGUAAAUCCUGUUUUAUUAAAACUUACUUUAAAGAACAGGAAAACAUUACAAUGGCUGCAGAAUUGCUAGAGUACAGAGCAGCAGUGCUUGCAAACAGUGAGUACAAAUAAACUGUCAUUUCAUAGUUUCA
This is a messenger RNA of Protopterus annectens (West African lungfish), 5703 nucleotides long. RefSeq names its product dual specificity mitogen-activated protein kinase kinase 6. NCBI's taxonomy places the organism in Eukaryota, Metazoa, Chordata, Ceratodontiformes, Protopteridae. The coding region runs from base 1797 to 2807 and encodes 336 amino acids. The transcript is spliced from 12 exons. The record is from RefSeq and is a predicted model, not a curated record. Gene Ontology annotation, biological process: MAPK cascade; protein phosphorylation. Gene Ontology annotation, molecular function: ATP binding; MAP kinase kinase activity.